CUCUCGAUUGAAAGGUUAAUGACCCUACAAUGGUCAAGCAAAAGAAUUCCGAUACCCAUAAAUUUUCACUUCUGACAGUCUGACAAGCCCGGUUUCCUUUUUUAAUGGCCGCUGUCUAACGCCCUCAUUUCAUCGUCAUGCAUCAUUGCGCCUUUAUCAAGCUUUCCAGUGUCCUUUAGAAGAUGGUGCAAUGGAACGGCUCCGCACUAUGAUCGCUACCCGGGUAAAAACAAAUUUGAGGAGGAAGUGAUCCCGAAAUCAGUUUAACCCGCAAAUUACGCUUUGCUGCUGUCCGAUGGGAGAACGAAAUUAAAUAUGAAGAAAUUUCAAGUGCCAUUCCGUAAGUCAAGCCCCUUAGAAAGACAUAUAAGCAAGCCUUUCACCUCCUUUUGAAAAUCAUCAGCAUCAUCGUCUCCAUUUGAUCUCUCUUCCAUCCUCAGUUGCUAUGAUCAAGUAUCAUUCAAAGAAAUUCCUCUCGACUGCGACUGUUGCUUUUACCAUUUUUGCUGUUGUUCAUUGUGCUUCACUCAGCAAGCGCGUUCAGUCUAAUGCACCUGGCUGGGAUCCUCACUCAACGCCUUUCCCUGCUGUUCGCCGUGGAGAUGUGGUAUUCCAGUACCGUUCUGAAGCUGCAAAGGGCAACGUCUCAGUUCCUGAUCCAUAUAACUGGCUUGAAAAUUCAGAUGUAAGCAGUUUCAAGCAAGCUCAACUUGCAUUUACCAAGACAUACUUGGACAAGUUGGAAGAUUUGGAUGUCAUCCGUUCUGCAAUCAAGGAUGCAGACUCAUACACUCCACUUUAUGCACCAAGACCUUAUGGUCCUAAAGAUGACCUGUCGUACCUGUACGAUUUCAAAGAAAAAGGUGCAGCGUAUUCCCGCUCUUACAUUGCUAAACAAAAAGAUCUGGAUGAUGCUGCUCGUACCAAAUUUGCAACUUUGCCAGGCAAAGUUUUGAUUGAUGACAGCCUUUUAGGUGGUAAGAUCACUUGGCAACAACAAAUUUCUCCCGAUGGCACAAAAGUAUUGUACAGUAUCGUCGAUCCGGAUACAUAUGCAAAUAUCAAGCUAUUUGUUCGUGAUGUAUCCAAUCCUUUAACUGACAAAUCACAAAAGAUCCAAGAAGGCGGAUAUGGUCAUUACCCUGACGUCGUCUCCAAUAUUCAUGCCAGUACUGAGUCAUGGUCAGGUGACAGUAAAAGCUUCUUUUAUUCUGACUCUGAUGGUAAUGUUCGCUAUCAUGUUCUAGGUACGGAAGUCAAGGAUGAUCCUGUGUUAGUCAAGCCAAACACGGAUAGUGAAGGUUUUUGGUGGUCGAAAAUUUCGGAUGAUCAACGAUACGUUUUCGUGACCGGUGUAGCAGAUUCAUUUGAUGGAAGAAAGAUGUAUGCUGCUUCUCUUGACCAAAAAAUUUCCGGUCCGAUCAAAUGGGUUCCUAUCUCAACCGAUUAUGAUUUCUCUUGGAACUAUGUAGCAAGCGUCGGCGAUGAUCUUUAUUUUGAAACAACAAAGGAUGCACCAAAUCAUCAAAUUGUUCGAAUUACACUUGAUUUCAGCAAAGCAGUUCUGACGGAUGAUUUCAAUACCUUCACCCAGGGUGCUGAAUCUGUGACAGCUAUUCUUCAAAGGCCUGAUGCGAAGAUGACAAAUCUCGCGUCGUAUGAUAAUGACAAGAUUUUGAUUACCUACGAAAAGGAUGACGCUGUCGAGCUGAUCGCUUUCAGUCUCACAACCGGUGCUCAACUUCAACAAGUAGCGUUGGAUACACCUUCAACAUCAGUCUCACUGCAAGCCUUUCCAUCAAGCACAGACGCUUACGUGCAACUUGAUUCUCUCAGUUCACCAAGUAAUCUGUAUCAUCUUAAGUGGGAUCACGCCAAAAACCGUUUCUCCUCUCAAUUGGCAUACCAACAAUUAGAUGGAGUAAUUGAUCCGAAUAAGUACGUCGUCGAACGUCAAAUGGCACCAAGCAAGACAGGAAAUGAUGAAAUUCCAUUCUAUGUCCUUCAUCGUAAAGAUAUGAAGCUUGAUGGCUCUCAUCCUGUGAUUAUCAAUUUCUAUGGUGCUUAUGGAUUCAAUUGGCAAUCAGGCUAUGAUGCACAACAUUUUGCAUUUGUGCAUCUCUACAAUGCUGUUUACAUCCUUGCUGCUCCACGCGGUGGAGGUGACAAGGGUGAAGAUUGGCAUAGGGCUGGAAUGUUGAACAAUAAACAGAACACCUUUGAUGACAUUAUCUCAGUUGCUCAAUAUGCAAUCGAUCAGAAAUGGACAAGUCCCGGCAAAUUGAUCCUCGACGUUCAAUAUGCUGGAGCAACAGCAUCUGCUGCAAUUGUCAAUCAAGCACCCGAAGGUUUGUUUGGUGCUUACAUUGGCUUUAGCGGUAUUUACGAUUUACUACGUUUAGAUCGAUCAACUGACAAGGCCGUUCGUAUUGCUGAAUAUGGUGAUCCUUCUGAUCCAAAAGCUUUUGACUGGUUGCGCAAAUUCUCACCUUUGCACAACAUUGAUUCUCACAAAGCGUAUCCGACGAUUCUCAUUUAUCCACCUGCUGAUGGUGGCGCGAUCGAGCCAUGGCACAUUUACAAGUACAUUUCUGAAUUGCAAUAUCAAUUACCCAACAAUCCAAAUCCACUUUUGUUAGGUAACGCCAACGAUACACAAGAAGAUCGUAGUGUUAUUGCAUUUGGCCUUGCUGCUCAUACGAUUGGCUUUAAACGUGCAAAUUGAUUCAUAGGCGAAUGUAUUGAAUGCAAUUAAUUCAUCAUACUUUAAUAUCC
Messenger RNA from Meira miltonrushii, 2775 nucleotides. RefSeq lists its product as uncharacterized. The coding region runs from base 446 to 2725 and encodes 759 amino acids. Lineage: Eukaryota; Fungi; Basidiomycota; Exobasidiomycetes; Exobasidiales; Brachybasidiaceae. The record is from RefSeq and is a predicted model, not a curated record. Gene Ontology annotation, biological process: proteolysis. The transcript has a single exon. Gene Ontology annotation, cellular component: cytosol. Gene Ontology annotation, molecular function: oligopeptidase activity; serine-type endopeptidase activity.